Numida meleagris (helmeted guineafowl) is the source of this 2335-nucleotide messenger RNA. RefSeq names its product FMR1 autosomal homolog 1 (gene FXR1). Bases 299 to 2077 code for a protein of 592 amino acids. Gene Ontology annotation, molecular function: translation regulator activity; mRNA 3'-UTR binding; protein homodimerization activity. Gene Ontology annotation, biological process: anterograde axonal transport; regulation of translation at postsynapse, modulating synaptic transmission; positive regulation of protein phosphorylation. Lineage: Eukaryota; Metazoa; Chordata; Aves; Galliformes; Numididae. The record is from RefSeq and is a predicted model, not a curated record. Gene Ontology annotation, cellular component: presynapse; postsynaptic density; dendritic filopodium. The transcript is spliced from 16 exons.
UCAGGUCAUUACAGCGGUGGUGUUCUCCUCAGGUUGGAGAUUGCUGCCUUGUUGUGAUUCCACAUGUCUUACAACAAACCUGUUUUUCUUUUAGGGAUUUAUCAAAGAUGUUCAUGAGGAUUCACUCACUGUUGUAUUUGAAAACAAUUGGCAGCCAGAGCGCCAGGUACCCUUUAAUGAAGUCAGGUUACCUCCACCUCCUGAUAUCAAGAAGGAAAUUGGUGAAGGAGAUGAAGUGGAGGUUUAUUCCAGAGCAAAUGAUCAAGAACCUUGUGGCUGGUGGCUGGCAAAAGUUCGAAUGAUGAAAGGAGAGUUUUACGUCAUUGAGUACGCUGCUUGCGAUGCCACCUACAAUGAAAUUGUGACUUACGAAAGACUCCGACCUGUGAAUCAAAAUAAAACCGUCAAAAAGAACACAUUCUUCAAGUGCACAGUGGAUGUUCCAGAAGAUCUGAGAGAUGCAUGCGCUAAUGAAAAUGCACAUAAAGAUUUCAAGAAAGCUGUGGGAGCAUGUAGAAUUUUCUAUCAUGCUGAAACUGCUCAGCUAAUAAUACUUUCUGCCAGUGAAGCAACAGUGAAGAGAGUGAAUAUACUGAGCGACAUGCAUUUGCGCAGCAUUCGCACCAAACUUAUGCUUAUGUCAAGAAAUGAAGAAGCUACAAAACACUUAGAGUGCACAAAGCAGCUUGCAGCGGCAUUUCAUGAGGAAUUUGUUGUCAGAGAAGAUUUAAUGGGACUUGCUAUAGGAACCCAUGGCAGUAACAUACAACAAGCCAGGAAGGUUCCGGGAGUUACUGCAAUUGAACUUGAGGAGGACACUGGUACUUUCAGAAUCUAUGGAGAGACUGCCGAUGCAGUAAAAAAGGCAAGAAGUUACCUGGAAUUUGUGGAGGAUUUUAUUCAGGUUCCCAGGAAUCUUGUUGGAAAAGUUAUUGGAAAAAAUGGAAAAGUGAUUCAGGAGAUUGUAGACAAGUCUGGAGUCGUCAGGGUGAGGAUUGAAGGAGAUAAUGAAAAUAAACUGCCUCGUGAAGAUGGAAUGGUACCAUUUGUAUUUGUGGGUACUAAAGAAAGCAUUGGAAAUGUCCAAGUUCUUCUAGAAUACCACAUUGCGUAUCUGAAGGAGGUAGAACAACUCAGACUGGAAAGGCUCCAGAUUGAUGAACAGUUGCGUCAGAUUGGUAUGGGUUUCAGACCUUCCUCUGCUAGAGUUCCCGAAAAAGAAAAGGGUUACACAACUGAUGAGAGUACCCUCUCCUCAGUACAAGGUUCCAGGUCAUACAGCGGAAGAGGGAGAGGCCGCAGAGGCCCCAGUUACACAUCUGGUUACGGUACAAACUCUGAGCUCUCUAAUCCCUCUGAAACAGAAUCUGAGAGAAAAGAUGAACUUAGUGACUGGUCCUUGGCAGGAGAAGAUGACAGAGAAAGCAGACAUCAGCGUGACAAUAGACGACGUCCUGGAGGACGGGGACGCAGUGUAUCUGGAGGCCGUGGACGUGGCGGACCUCGUGGUGGCAAGUCAUCCAUUAGCUCUGUGCUUAAAGAUCCCGACAGCAACCCUUACAGCUUACUUGAUAAUACAGAGUCGGACCAGACUGUGGAUACUGAUGCCAGUGAAUCUCACCACAGUAGCAACCGCCGCAGGAGGUCACGCAGGCGAAGGACUGAUGAAGAUGCUGUCCUAAUGGAUGGAAUGACAGAGUCUGAUACAGCUUCUGUUAAUGAGAAUGGUUUAGAUGAUAGUGACAAAAAACCCCAGCGACGCAAUCGUAGCCGCAGGCGUCGCUUCAGGGGUCAGGCAGAAGAUAGACAGCCAGUAACAGUAGCUGAUUAUAUAUCACGAGCUGAAUCUCAGAGUAGACAGAGAAACCCUCCGAAGGAGACACUAGCCAAAACCAAGAAAGAAGCGACAAAAGAUACGAUUGAUGAAAAUAGCCCUUCUGAAAAGGCCGUGAAUGGUCCUGCUACACCUGCUGUGGAUGAGCCUUCUAAAUUACAGCACAGCCCUGAUGAAAAGAAAGUUACUGUUCAGGAGGAGGGAAACAAUCAGGAAGAAGCAGUACUGAAUGGUGUUUCAUAAACUGAAGUUCCUAGUUUACAGUUCUUCAUUACAUUUAAAAUAGUGCUUGUAUAAGCUUGCCAAAGAUAGAAUAUGGAUCGCCAGUCUUGACACCGCACUUUCAGUUCCUCCAUUUUGGAAUACAGAAAGGGGAGGGAUCCUGAAGAAAUCAUAUGUUAAACAUACUUUGACACCUACUGUGUUAUAAAUAUAUCAUCAGAUGUGCCUUGAGAUAGUAUAUGUAACAUUUAAAUAAACAAAAUUGCUGGCUAUAGGAAA